AACAAGACCCACUCAAGGCGAUAAAUCUAUCUGCACCUGAGAAGAUGCCAAUCUGUACCGUGCUGGAGAAGAGCAAUGGUGUGCUGGUGGGAGCUGAGCUGACCUGCAGUGUGAGGGAAGAGAACAAGGCUCAGAGGGAGAGCUAUACUGCUGACUGGCACAGCGUUAGUCUCAAGACUCAACCUCAAGACAGGCAGACCAUGAACAUGAAUGACAAUUCUCGUAGGGAGACUCUGUCCCGGCAGUGGCAGGCACGUUCACUGACACAGAAGUGUCCCUCUGGUGUCUUUAGGGUGGGCACAGUGGAAAGAGGGGUCAGGGAGCACCAGUUGCUUCCAAAGAGAAACACCCUCCCCUUGCCCAUCUUUACCCCCGCAGAGCUGGGCGUCAGGCUCGGACGUGGAGCGCCACACACAUUGGAGGACCUGCAGCCAUUUCCCACUCCAGACGGAGUGUGUCCCAGCAAGAGGACGGUGGAUGAAAUCACCAGAGAUCUCCCUCCAGUCAAGCCGACCCUCAUGGAGUUUGCCAAAGCACCUAAAGCCCUGGGGCGCUCCAUGUCUCAGGAGGCCCAGAGAGGGUGAAAAACAAAAGGACAAAAGAAAAAGAGGGGAUGCUAGGGAGAGACGAGAAGGAUGACAAAUGGGAAAGAAUAUUCAAUAAGCAGAGUGUGUCUGGAAACAUUAUGACAAGAUUUAUAUAGAUUUACCUCUAGUGACACCUAAUACUGUAGAAGUUUAGCACUCUAAAUGUCAUAUCUUGUCAUUGUUGGCAUUUUAUAGUGAGUGGGUAUUAGAAAUGGUUAUGAGAAGAUGUUUGCAUUGGGACAGGGAAGCAAGGUGUUCUCUUAGCUGUGCCAAGGCCAAUCUGUGCAUGUGCUGGCCAGCUGACCUCGACAUAUCUGUUAAUCGUUCAGUGUGACCUAACAUUUGUACACACUGGUGCACCUUAACCAUUUCUUUUGCCCUUUCUUUGCAUAUCGGAAAGUACAGUCUUCAUGGUGUAAAUGAAAGUGUUCAGAAUAAAUAAAUAGAUGGAAAAGUAUAACAAAGGAUGGGAAGAGAAGGGAAGAAUCAGAGGAGAAUGGAGGGCUGAGGGAUCAGGAAACAUGCCUUAGAGCUGGUCAGCCUCCAGGACUGCCUGCCAGUCUUUCAUCUGUGUGAAGGGUACAGAAUGCACUGGCAAGAUCAAACGCUGCAGCUGUAGAUAUGUGUGUGUCCCUCUCUGUGUGAGUGUUGGCACGUCUAAUCACAAUAACUUUGGAAAACCAAUAACCUUUUUUUUAAUGUGCAUUAACUGAUCUGCCUUUUUAGUCGAGUGGCAACUCAUAUUUAUAUAUGAUAGAGGAACAGAUACUGUUAUAGCUUAGA
Molecule: messenger RNA, 1370 nt
Organism: Pelmatolapia mariae (spotted tilapia)
Lineage: Eukaryota; Metazoa; Chordata; Actinopteri; Cichliformes; Cichlidae
Gene: tcap
Product: titin-cap (telethonin)
Exons: 2
Coding region: 45-584 (179 amino acids)
Biological process (GO): sarcomerogenesis; skeletal muscle thin filament assembly; cardiac muscle tissue morphogenesis
Cellular component (GO): Z disc
Molecular function (GO): structural constituent of muscle; titin binding; protein-macromolecule adaptor activity
Source: RefSeq, a predicted model, not a curated record